AUGAAUGAAAUCAAAUUUCGAUUAAAAAUAAAAAUGGAAUCUCCUGCUGCCGCUGAUUAUAUAUUUAAGAUUGUUUUAACGGGUGAUAGUGGUGUUGGUAAAAGUAAUUUACUAUCUCGAUUUACUCGAAAUGAAUUUACAUUAGAAUCUCGAUCAACUAUUGGAGUUGAAUUCUCGACAAAAGAAGUACAAGUAGAUGGAAAAACCGUCAAAGUUCAAAUCUGGGAUACGGCUGGUCAAGAACGUUUUAUGGCAAUAACGAAAGCUUAUUAUCGAAAUGCCUACGGUGCAUUACUUGUAUUUGACAUUCUGAAAGCAUCUACAUUUCAAAAUUUAGAUCAAUGGAUCAGGUACAAUGAAGUACGAGCAAAUGCUGGUAUUGACUGCUGCGUUGUUUUAAUCGGAAACAAAUCUGAUCAACGACAUAUUCGAGCUGUUAUGAGUGAUGAUGCGAAGAAAUACGCCGAUGAACGAAAUAUAAAAUAUAUGGAAACAUCAGCAUUAGAUGCCACAAACGUCGAACAAGCAUUUCGUAUACUAAUUCAAGACAUUUAUAAAUUUUUUGCAGAAAAAAUGGAUUUAAUGAAAGACGAUAAUAAACAAAUUGUCACUUUAAAACAGCCUCAACAGCAACAACAACAGCAAUAUUUACCGAAUUCUGCUGCGAACCAGUGUUGCUUCUCUUGA
Messenger RNA from Didymodactylos carnosus, 687 nucleotides. The record is from the annotation of a GenBank genome assembly. Lineage: Eukaryota; Metazoa; Rotifera; Eurotatoria; Philodinida; Philodinidae.